Molecule: messenger RNA, 1540 nt
Organism: Dromaius novaehollandiae (emu)
Lineage: Eukaryota; Metazoa; Chordata; Aves; Casuariiformes; Dromaiidae
Product: cytochrome b5
Exons: 5
Coding region: 86-502 (138 amino acids)
Cellular component (GO): endoplasmic reticulum membrane; intracellular membrane-bounded organelle
Molecular function (GO): heme binding
Source: RefSeq, a predicted model, not a curated record
CAAUCAGCGCGCGUGAGCGGGGUCUGUACUCAGUGCCGGAGCGGCGGGCGCCGCGUGCUGGGAGUGGCUUGGCUGGUGCGGGGACAUGGUGGGGUCCGGUGAGGCCGGGGCCGAGUCGUGGCAGGGCCGCUACUAUCGGCUGGAGGAGGUGCAGAAGCACAACAACAGCCAGAGCACCUGGUUCAUCCUGCACAACCGCAUCUACGACGUCACCAAGUUCUUGGAGGAGCACCCAGGGGGUGAAGAGGUCCUCAGGGAGCAAGCUGGGGGAGAUGCUACUGAGAACUUUGAAGAUGUUGGCCAUUCCUCAGAUGCAAGGGCACUGUCAGAGACGUUUAUUGUUGGGGAGCUUCAUCCGGAUGAUAGAGGGAAGCUUCAGAAACCAACAGAAACUCUUAUUACAACUGUGCAGUCUAGUUCCAGUUCAUGGUCCAACUGGGUGAUCCCAGCAAUAGCAGCAAUUAUUGUGGCCCUAAUGUAUCGUUCCUACAUGUCAGAGUAAACACCUUAUGGAAAACUAAUUCGAGACUGACUUGGAAAAGAAUAUAAGCAAGCCUAACUCACAAUGUUUCGACAAAAGCCUGAUGUCUGAAGAAAAACUUCAACUUUUUCAGAAAACUGAACAAUUCUUUUCUGCUGUGCACUCUUCUGAAUGUUGCCUUCUUAUUUGCUGUUCCUAAGUGAUUAAAAGGGCAGCAUUUCUCUUUUUGUAUAACAAUUUUAUUCUCUAAUGAAUUAUUUGAUAACUGUUCAUUUCUGUGCUAGAAUAUUUUGUAUGUAACACCAUGAUUAUGGUUAUUUCUUUUUAAUCUGUAAUGGGUUUGUAGGACAUUUUUUUGCAUAUGAAUUUUACAGCUUUAAAUGACUACCAAAACUUUAUGUACCUUUGUCCAUGUACACAACUUAACUUCAAAAUUGUUUUCUUCAAUGUAGUAUGUUUGAAUGAAAUGCUAAUUAAAAGAAGCACAAUGGAGAAAGCUGUUGAGUGGAGUAAUAGGUAUAGGUGCCUGUAAGUUGUUAGGCCCUACCAAUCAGACUGUAAUGAGCUCAUUUUCCUUCCUUCCUAACAUCUGUUCCUACAGCUGGUGUAGAUCCUCCUACUGGCAAACCGCUGCCAUUGAAAAAACUUAAGCAAAAUAUUAAUAAUAAUUGGUCCCAGUGUUUGGCCCAAUUAUGGCCUAAUGAUGUCUAUUUUGUGAAAGGUAACCUUUUUGCAAAAAAAACAAAACAAGUGCUCUGUGAAUUCCACUACAGGUAAUGUAACUGCUACUAAAUACUGUUUUUGCCAAGCACUCAGGUGACUGUAGAAUUUGUUGUGGAACUUUUAGACUUGUAUGAUAUCUUCAGCUUUGUCAUGGUACGUUGUGAGGAAAAACUGAUAUAUGGGAUCUCUUUCUCACUGUUCUGUGAUGUGCUCCUUGGUGCUUUACUAUGAAGAUGACUAUUUUCACUGCUAAAUACAAGACAAGUCAAAGUUUGCAUUUUGUGGUGAGCAUUUUAGUCAUAUGUAAACAAUCAUGAAUAAAAGUUUAAUUACUUA